Saccostrea cuccullata (small rock oyster) is the source of this 612-nucleotide messenger RNA. Its product is annotated as ankyrin repeat and SOCS box protein 13-like. NCBI's taxonomy places the organism in Eukaryota, Metazoa, Mollusca, Bivalvia, Ostreida, Ostreidae. The transcript has a single exon. Bases 1 to 612 code for a protein of 203 amino acids. Gene Ontology annotation, molecular function: protein binding. The record is from RefSeq and is a predicted model, not a curated record.
AUGGGACCAAAGUCAAUCCUCCAGUUCGUUCUAAAAUGUAUUUUUACCAAAACACCACUUGAAGCUGCAUGUAAGAGGGAUCAAUCGAGUAUUGUGAAAGAUUUGCUAGAGGCAGGGGGUGAUGUCAAGCUUAGAAGUUUUGAUACAACGCCCUUAAUAAGAGCAUGCACGUGUGGAGAUGAACGUAAAGUACAACAACUGCUCGAAGCAGGGGCCAGUGUCAAUCAAAUGAAUGAUACUGGAUUUGACACACCACUGAUAGUGUCUUGUGGGCGUGGACACAUGAGUAUAGUAGAGAAGCCGCUAGAUGCAGGAGCAGAUGUUAAUCUAAAUGAUAUAUAUGAUACACCACUGACAGCGGCUAGUCAGAGUGGACACAUGAGAAUAGUAGAGAAGCUGCUAGAGGCAGGAGCUGGUGUUAAUAUACAGGACUCGGCAGGGAGAACACCUCUACAUAAGAUACUUUUAUUUUAUACUGAGACUGAGAUACCCUUUAAAUUGAAGGAUAAUGCGGACCCAACUGUCUGUGAUUAUGAAGAGUUAUCAUCAAUUAGUAUUGCUUUAAUCAGGAAUAAAUUUGAAAUUAUAAAACAAUUAUACUCAGUCAUAUAA